UGCAGACGUUGUUCCGGCGGAAGGUCAAAGUGCACCACACGCAUUUCGGUGCUGCUGCUGUGUUUGUGUCUGUAUGGGUAGUUUCAGCUCAGCGGCGUUUGGCAGGCUGAGACGCAUUAACGCUGGCGACGCCGCUGUUUUAGCCGGAGUGUAGCUGACGUUUGCAGUGUGGAGUUUUUUACGUUAAAUCCUUAUAAAAAAAAUGUCCACAGCGAUGACCACCAUCGUGCACGACACCACGGAGGCGCUGUGCCUGUCCGCCGAGCACAACCUGUACCUGAAGCCCAUCGCCAAAAUGACCGUCAGCGUCGCUCUGCCGCAGCUCAAGCUGCCGGGCAAGAGCAUCUCCAACUGGGAGGUGAUGGAGAGGGUGAAGGCCAUGGUGGCUCCGGAGCAGUUCUCGGCCCUGCGGAUCUCCAAGAGCACCCUGGACUACAUCCGCUUUGAGGGGGAGGUGGAAAACAAAACCGUGGUGAAGAGCCUGCUGACCCGCCUGGACGGCAAGACCAUCAAACUCAGCGGAUUUACCGACGUGCUCAAGGUUCGUGCAGUAGAAAACAAGGUGGAUUUCCCCACACGUCACGACUGGGACUCCUUUUUUCGUGACGCCAAGGAUAUGACGGAGACUCUGCCGGGAGAGAGGCCUGAUACCAUCCACCUGGAAGGGCUUCCAUGUCGCUGGUUCAGCCUGAAAGACAGCCAGUUUCCUGACCGCCCCUCAGAAGAGGUUCUAAUCGCUGUGUUCCAGGCAUUUGGCAAGGUGCGUCAUGUUGACAUCCCCAUGCUGGAUCCGUACAGGGAAGAGAUGCUGGACAAGAACUUCAGUACCUUCAGCUUCGGGGGUCAUCUGAACUUUGAGGCUUACGUUCAGUAUCAGGAAUACUGCGGUUUCGCCAAAGCCAUGGACUCCCUGCGUGGCAUGAAGCUGAUGCUGAAAGGAGACGACGGAAAAGCCGUGGCAUGCAACAUCAAGGUUACCUUUGACACCAGCAAGCACCUCAGCGACGCGUCCAUCAAGAGAAGAAACCAGGAGAGGCUGAAGCUGCAGGAGCUGGAGAGGCAGAGGGAGGAACAGAAGCGACGGGAGAAAGAAGAGGAGGAGCGGCGGAAACAGGAGGAGAGGAAACAGAAGGAGAUGGAAGAGGAGGAGAGGGAGAGGAAGAAGGAGGAGAGAAUCCGGAAGCGCGAGCUGAAGCUGCGGGAGAAGGAGGAGAGGAGGAAUCUGAAGAAGGUGAAGAGGCAACAGGAGCAGGAGCAGAAGAAGCUGCAAGUGAAGAUUGCCAUGGAGGAGCGAAGGCUGCUGCUGGCUCAGCGCAAUCUGGAAUCAAUACGGCUCAUUGCCGAGCUGCUCGCCCGAGCGAAGAUGCUGAAGCAGCAGCAGCAGGAGAAGGAGAUGGCCGAACGCAAGGAGCAGGAGGAGCAGGAGCAAGCCCGCCAGAUGGAGGAGCUGGCCCGUCUGCAGCAGCUGGAGGCCUGCCGGCGGCGGCAGGAGCAGGAGCUGCGCAGGGUGGAGGUGGAGAAGCAGCGAGCGCUGGAGCUCCAGCGGAAAGAGAAGGAGCUGAGGGAGAGGCUGCUGUGCAACCUUAUCAAGAAGAGCACGGAGAAAAGCGCCGCAGCCGCAGACACACAGGACCCGGGCUGCCCCCCGACCAAAGAAGAACCUCCGGUUCUCAGUGAUGUGAUGCUAGGGGUCCUGGGUCGGGUCAACGGGAUGAAGGCAGAGGAGGGAAAGGAGCAGCAAAGAUCCAGAUCCGCGCACUCCGGAGUUAAAAAUAAGUCAAAGGAGAGACGAGGAGGGGGGGAUAAAAAGGAGGAGUUUGCCCGGAGCGCCCGCAGCAGAGAAAGGCGGCAUGACAGGAGCUCGCCCAGCGGAGGGAGGAGGAGGCGUUCCCAAAGUUCAGGCAGGAGGAGGAGGAGCUCCAGCCACCGGAGGAGGAGUCGUCACAGGAGGAGCGAAAGCCAUCACAGGGGACGGCGGCGCAGCAGCAGAAGCUCCAGCAGAGAUAGGAGCCUCAGCAGCAGGGGGCGGAGCUACAGCAGGGGGAGGAGCCAGGGGCGUGGUCACCGCAGGCCCAGCAGCAGCAGCAGGAGGAGGAGCAAAGACUACAGGAGUCACAGUCACCACAGUCGCAGGUACCGCAGAUACAGCGACAGCAGAGACCGGAGCCACUCCAGGGGACGCUGAGGGCCACGCAGCUCCUCUACGGACCGAGCGCCUCAGGUUCUGUUCACAGUGCUUAAGUUCAGCACGACUCAGAGGGAAGGCAGGACGUCUGGUCGAGUUGAAUUUCACAGGAAAACACUUGAAACGUGGAAGUUUGUUGCCGUUGAAUCAAAUUUUCAUUUCAUUCGUUUUGUUUUGUUCACAAUUUUGUUUUUUUCUUUUUGUUGUUGUUUUUUAAGCCUCUAUACUAAGAAGCCUAAGAGGGUAUUAAUAUCUGGUUUAACAGUGACAGUGUUAGAAAUUCUCUGUUUUGGUUGGUAGUUUUUUUUUUUUUUUUUUUAUGUAACUCCAGUUCAACCUGUCUUCAAGACAUGACAUUGUUUUUGUUGUAGUUCUGGUUUUUAUAGCGAGUCAUCUUAGAAAAUCCAUAAGACUCAGUUUUAAAUGAUUUAAAUUAGCUGGUUUUCCAGGCGGCGGCUCCUCUCCGUGUUUUGUCUCCUGCAGGUUUGUGGACCGCUGGAUGGGUAGACCCAUUUGUUUCUGCUCUGCUACGGACACAAAGCUUCCAGAAUUUGCACACUUGUGUUUUAAAAUGUCAGCAAGCUCAGCUUUUGUUUUUAGAGCAUGAGUGUUUGUUUUUUCUUAUCGCCGUAAGCUUCAUUAAAAAAGAAACCGAAUCCGACCGCCUCUGAAAUGAACAUGUCACAUUUAAGGGGAAAAAGAAAAAAAAUGCAUCAGCAUCUUUGGUUUAGUGACUUUGGAUCAAAGCCAUUCAGUAACUUUAGUUCUGUCCGCAUCGCAGCAGGUCCGAUCAGGUUUAUCAACUGGCUGACUUCUGAAAUUUAAAAUGAAAAACUAAUGCAGGAAUAAGUGAUUUCCCCUAUAAACACAUAAUGUGAUGGAUUAUUUUAGCUGAACUUGAAACUGGCUCUUGUGUUGCUUCUGUUUACACCGACAGUGCUUGUCAUGGCAGAGAUUUCUCUAUGUGCUUGUGCUCCGCUCAGAACGCGCCUUGCACUCACUGGAAGUGGCAACAAUAAAGAUUUGAAUCUGACAAACUUGAA
Molecule: messenger RNA, 3228 nt
Organism: Fundulus heteroclitus (mummichog)
Lineage: Eukaryota; Metazoa; Chordata; Actinopteri; Cyprinodontiformes; Fundulidae
Gene: akap17a
Product: A kinase (PRKA) anchor protein 17A
Exons: 7
Coding region: 203-2185 (660 amino acids)
Source: RefSeq, a predicted model, not a curated record